GUUCCCGGUGUUUAAUUUUGAAGGCAGCAGUCGCGUUGUUCCGGUGUUUCCGGGCUUGACUCGGCGAGGCGGCACCAAGCAACACUUCACACUCGCUCUCCUCCCAGCAGCUAGUCGACUCAGGGGACCGGUGAAGGGGCGGCAGGAGUGAACCGGUGCACCCCGAUGAGACGCCACCUCCACCCGGUUUGGAGUGGACCAAUCCCCGCAGGGAGAAGAGCUUGAAGAGACCACCUUGUGCAUUGCAGCCGCAUGCAUCAUCCCGGCCAAAGAUCUCCAGACGUUCCCUGAAUCAUCUCCAUGCAGGAAGAGGGUGUCAUGAGGGGCUAGCUGUGGGAGCACAUGAGUCACUUUGGAGGGAUGGAUGAUGUAACGGCGUCUGGGUCACAGUCUUCCAGCAGACUAUGGCGCUAAGUGGACCAACAGAGUGGAAAAAAAGUGCAUUCUUGCUGCCUCUUUUAUUGACUUUACCAAAGAACGCAACCAAGUCAACCGAGGGUGGUUUAUAAUGACCUCACACUGAUAAGUGGCACGGCAAUGGAACUUAAUCGCAUAUGGACUCUUAUCGCUGUGGCCGGAGUGUGUGAGGUUACUUGAGUUUUGUAUUUCAAUCCGAGAGGUGACUUUUGAUGCAAGACGCAACCAUGUUGCGGCGUGGACUACUCGCCUGGGUGUCCCGUGUAGGGGGAGUGCUCGUGCUCCUCUGCUGCUCCUUGUCGCUCCUCUAUGCGAUGACCUGCCGUCCCUUGCACUCAGAUGACCCUCAGCGGAGUCACGCCUUACCCCACGCCAGCCCGAACCAGCUGGGAGGUACAAGGCCCGCGGUUGGAGCAGUAGUUGCAGGCACAGGACGAGUUGGCGCCGCGCAAAGCGGGGGAUCCCCGGCGGUCCAGUCUUACCAAGCACUCCUGCAAGAACGCGAGGAGCAAUACCGCCUCCAUAUCUCUUCCCUAAAGAAGCAGAUUGCUCAGCUGAAAGAGGCUCUGCAGGAGCGCAGCCAGCAGAUAAGAGGUGUUCAAGAUAGUUUGAAAAGGGCCGCGGGGUCCCCAGAAGAGGGGCACGGUCUUCCAGGAGGCGGUCUUGUAGAUGCUCAGGGGGCCAAAAGUCAGCAAACGGACCUCCAGGAUUUUCUCAAGAGCCAGCUUUCCAAAGCCGAAGUGACGACAGGAGCCAGGUUUCCAAGCGAGUACUCGGCGGUCCCCUUUGAGAGCUUCACGCUGCAAUGGGUCUACCAGCUGGAGAUGGGGCUAAGUCGUGAGCCCAAGGAGAAGGCUGUGAGGAAGGACAAGAGAAACGAGCUGGGAGAGGUGCUGGAGACGGCUCUGCACAGCCUCAACGCUCCAUUGGCCCAGCAGAACGGCAAAAGUAGCAAAGUCUAUGUUCCGUCUGACUUCAUUGAAGGCAUCACGCGCAUUGAGAAGGACAAAGGCACACUGUAUGAACUGACCUUCCGAGGGGACUACAGUCACGAAUUCCGACGCCUGGUCCUCUUCCGGCCCUUUGGACCGCUGAUGAAGGUGAAAAACGAGAGGGUGGACACGGGCCACGUGGUCGUCAACAUUGUCGUGCCGCUGUAUCGCCGCACUGACAAGUUCAAGCGGUUCAUGCACCAUUUCAGGGAAGUCUGUAUACGCCAGGAUGGCCGAGUCCAUCUUACAGUGGUAUAUUUUGGGAAAGAGCAGAUGAACGAAGUCCGCAGCAUUCUGGAAAACACAGUGAGGGAGGCCAACUUCAAAAACUACACCCUCCUGCAGCUGGACGAGGAGUUUUCCAGAGGCCGGGGUCUGAACGUCGGGGCACAAGCAUGGAAGGGCGGCAAUGUGUUGCUCUUUUUCUGCGACGUGGAUGUCUACUUCACCGCCGACUUCCUUACUUCCUGCAGGCUCAACGCUCAGUCCGGUAAAAAGGUGUUCUACCCAGUCUUGUUCAGUCAGUACAACCCCAAACUGAUCUACGGCAGCCCGGAACACAUCCCACCAGUGGAGCAACAGCUGGUGAUGAAGCAACACACGGGCUUCUGGAGGGAUUUCGGCUUCGGCAUGACCUGCCAGUAUAGGUCGGACUUCAUCAACAUAGGUGGUUUUGACGUUAACAUCAAAGGCUGGGGAGGCGAGGACGUCCACCUGUACAGGAAGUACUUGCACAGUGACCUGCUGGUCGUGAGAGCGCCUUCGCGAGGCCUCUUCCACCUGUGGCACGAGAAGCAAUGCGCCGACGAGCUGCCGCCGGAUCAAUACCGCAUGUGCAUGCAGUCCAAGGCCCUGAACGAGGCCUCGCACGGCCAGCUCGGGAUGCUGCUGUUCAAGCACGAGAUGGACACUCACCUUCGCAAGGAGAAACAAGCUCGGCUCAAGAAGACCUGAAAGCCUCCAUAGAGGACAUUUCCUCGCUUUUUGUCCACAGAAGGAAUCUCAGGAGUGUAAAACGACUCAAACACAGGACCGUUUUUUCCCGAGAGGCAAUAAACUACACAUCAGGAGCAACAUUUCGGGGCGUUUACUGCUGUACAAAGAUCAGGACUGUCCUGUCUUUUUAAACCGUGUGCCUUUUCCACACAGUCUCUGCACAACCACAAGCCGGACUUCAAGAUCGCUUUCAUACGUGAGGAAGUACCACCACCUCGUGGGCUAAAAGUCAACAAACAAUGAAGGAUAUCUUUUAAAGCCUUGUAAAGCUUGUUGGGUUGUUGUUUUUUAGGUAUAACUUAAUCCUUAUGUCAUUAUUUCUCUAUAGCAUCCUGUAAAAUAAUUACAAUACUCGCCCUUCUUAUUCUUGAACAGAAUUUUAAAUAGAGAAAUGUGGAGAUUGUUACAAUGACAUAACCACCUUUUUUCAAAUACUUUAAUUUAGAGAUGUCCGAUAAAUGCGUUAAAAUGUAAUAUCGGAAAUUAUAGGUAUCGUUUUUUUUAUUAUCGGUAUCGUUUUUUUUUUGUUUUUUUUUGUUUUUUAUUAAAUCCACAUAAAAAACACAAGAUACACUUACAAUUAGUGCACCAGCCCAAAAAACCUCCCUCCCCCAUUUACACUCAUUCACACAAAAGGGUUGUUUAUUUCUGUUAUUAAUAUUCUGGUUCCUACAUUAUAUAUCAAUAUAUAUCAAUACAGUCUGCAAGGGAUACAGUCCGUAAGCACACAUGAUUGUGCGUGCUGCUGGUCCACUAAUAGUACUAACCUUUAACAGUUAAUUUUACUCAUUUUCAUUAAUUACUAGUUUCUAUGUAACUGUUUUUAUAUUGUUUUACUUUCUUUUUUAUUCAAGAUAAUGUUUUUUUAUUUUUUUAUUUUAUUAAUUUUUUUAAAAAGUACCUUAUCUUCACCAUACCUGGUUGUCCAAAUUAAGCAUACUAAUGUGUUAAUUCCACGACUGCAUAUAUCGGUUGAUAUCGGUAUCGGUUGAUAUCGGUAUCGGUAAUUAAAGAGUUGGACAAUAUCGGAUAUCGGCAAAAAGCCAUUAUCGGACAUCCCUACUUUAAUUAUUUAAGUUUGUUUGUCACUGAAUUGUGGAUUAAUAAAACAGCAUUGACGUUGACUUAAAGGGAUAAUUCAGGUAUUUCAUGUCUAUUAGGGAAACAAUUAUGACAAUUUGACCAAAAAAAAUUAUAUUUCUCACUUACGGAUAUUGAAUUUAUUUUAAAAACAAUGACCAUGUUUAAAAAUACCUGAAUUAUCUUUCCCUGGUCAGAAUGUACCUUUUGAUAUUAUAUUUUUAGUGUUAUUCCAAACAAAUGUGACAUUUUUUUUAUAUACAGUAUUUACACUACAUCGGGAUCCCCCGGGAGGAGCUGGACGAAUGGGUUAGGGGGAGGGAUGUCUGGGCUUCCCUGCUUAGGCUGCUGCCCCCGCGACCCGACCUCGGAUAAGCGGAAGAACAUGGAUGGAUAAUAUUUCUGAGUCAUAUUUUAUGGAUUUAACAUAACUGACUGCCAGGUUUUUCCACUCAAGUUUUUUUUAAUUAUGUUCACAAUAUUGGAAUUGUGAAACUGCAAAUACAGCAUGUGAUAUUUUGGCGAGCAAAAAAUAAUUGUCUGUUAUUACCUUUUGUUUGGUUUUUUAAACAUAUAUUAAUUUCUUUAUGCACUUGUACUUUACUUUUUUCCACCCAUCAGUCACUGAAAAGAUGCUGAACAUUUAGGGGUAUUGUUUGUUUGUUUGUUUAAUAUGGCAAUAGAUAAAUGGCUUGGUCUUGAAAUUUGCACACAUCGUGCUUGACCAAAGAUGUAAAAGAUUUAAAAUGACAUUUUUUCACUCAAUCUAUACAACUUUAAUAAAAUAUGUACUGUUCA
Messenger RNA from Nerophis lumbriciformis (worm pipefish), 4283 nucleotides. Its product is annotated as chondroitin sulfate N-acetylgalactosaminyltransferase 1-like. NCBI's taxonomy places the organism in Eukaryota, Metazoa, Chordata, Actinopteri, Syngnathiformes, Syngnathidae. Gene Ontology annotation, molecular function: glucuronosyl-N-acetylgalactosaminyl-proteoglycan 4-beta-N-acetylgalactosaminyltransferase activity. The record is from RefSeq and is a predicted model, not a curated record. Gene Ontology annotation, cellular component: Golgi cisterna membrane.